AUGCCGAGCACAAUUUGUGUAUCAUGUCGUGGAGAACGAUCAGCCGCUUUAGUUCGACCAAAAACAAGUGAACCAUAUUGUAAAAUAUGUUUUUUUCAAGCAUUCGAACGUGAAAUACAUGAAACAAUUGUUAAAGAACAAUUAUUUAAACCCGGAGAAACAAUUGCUAUUGCUGCAAGUGGUGGAAAAGAUUCUACUGUUCUUGCAUAUGUAUUAAAAUUACUUAAUGAACGACAUUCCUAUGGUCUUAAUCUUGUUUUAUUAUCAAUUGAUGAAGGUAUAACUGGUUAUAGAGAUGAUUCACUUGAGACAGUAAAACGUAAUCAACAACAAUAUGAUUUACCAUUAAUUAUUCUUACAUAUAAAGAAUUAUAUGGUUGGAGUAUGGAUGAAAUUGUUAAAGCAGUUGGUCGUAAGAAUAAUUGUACAUUCUGUGGUGUAUUUCGUCGUCAAGCUCUUGAUCGUGGUGCAAUGAAAUUAUCCGUAAAUAAAAUAGCUACAGGUCAUAAUGCAGAUGAUAUUGCUGAAACAAUUCUAAUGAAUAUUCUUCGUGGUGAUAUAGCACGUCUUAAACGAUGUACAUCAAUAAUAACCGGUGAUGAAUCUGAUGAUAAUGAAGUUUCUGUUAUACCUCGUUGUAAACCAUUAAAAUAUGCAUAUGAAAAAGAAAUUGUUCUUUAUGCAUUUUAUAAACGUUUGGAUUAUUUUUCUACAGAAUGUAUUUAUUCUCCAAAUGCAUAUCGUGGUAAUAUAAGAACAUAUAUAAAAGAUUUAGAACGUUUAAGACCAUCAUCAAUAAUUGAUAUUAUACAUAGUGGUGAACAAUUAAUUGUUAAACCAACAACAAAAUUACCUGUACAACGUAUAUGUGAACGAUGUUCAUAUUGUUCAUCAAUGCCAAUAUGUAAAGCAUGUUUAUUAAUUGAAGGUCUUAAUAAAGGUAUACCAAAAUUAGGUAUUGGAAAAACUGAACGUUAUCGAAAAGAAAUGCAACAAAAACAAGAUCAAUGUUGUAAUGAUCAAUCAUUAUGUCAUUGUAUGAAAGAAAAAUUAACAGUGACUGAACAAAACUAA
Rotaria sordida is the source of this 1074-nucleotide messenger RNA. Lineage: Eukaryota; Metazoa; Rotifera; Eurotatoria; Philodinida; Philodinidae. The record is from the annotation of a GenBank genome assembly.